Messenger RNA from Macrosteles quadrilineatus (aster leafhopper), 2373 nucleotides. It is a transcript of the gene wus, whose product is annotated as dnaJ homolog subfamily C member 22. Gene Ontology annotation, biological process: endocytosis. NCBI's taxonomy places the organism in Eukaryota, Metazoa, Arthropoda, Insecta, Hemiptera, Cicadellidae. The transcript is spliced from 10 exons. The record is from RefSeq and is a predicted model, not a curated record. Gene Ontology annotation, cellular component: early endosome; plasma membrane. Bases 177 to 1778 code for a protein of 533 amino acids.
CAGCUAGCUGGUGGUAUCAGCCAAACUUAUGGACGGGGACGGAUGUACCGUUAUCUGAAAGUGUUACGCGGGUUCACUAACCUACUUACCUGUUGAUCCUCAUUCUGUAGGGGCCGGCCUAGCAACAGGAAUCAGUACAUUUUAUUGUUUUCUAGAUAUUUUCUGUAGUAUCUAAGAUGGCUAAGAAAAGUAUGCUUCUAACCUAUUUGUUGUGGCUAGUUGGUGGUGUUUUUGGUUUACAUCAUUUUUAUUUGGGAAGAGAUAUUCAAGCUUUUCUUUGGUGGUGUACAUUAGGAGGUUAUUUCGGUUUUGGAUGGCUGAGAGACAUUUUUUACAUCCCAUCUUAUGUUGCAGCCGCAAAUCAAGAACCAGAAUUUGUAAACAAGUUUGUUUCUUCAUUAAAAUCGAAUCCCAAGCCUCCGUUUUCCUCAUUUCGAUUCUGCGGAAUGGUAAUGAUGGGCUACUUCUGGGGAUCUGUCAUCGGCAUGUCUAUACCAGAAGAUGAUGUUGUUGGUUAUAGUCUGAAGUGGUUAGAAAUCUUUACUCCAUUGGCUAUUGCUCUUGGAGUGUGGGCGGUUGGCAACAUUGGUAACGAGGAGGGUUCUGUGUGGUGGCCGCUGGCAGCUGCUUACGCACUCUACCCCCUCUACUGGCAAAACAACACUGAUCUCUCGUUCACCACGAUGGUCAUCAUGUCAGCCUUCGCGUUUGACGUCAAAGCCAAAAAGUGGAGAAGAAGAGUAAAGGCACCAAAGAGUUUACCAAAACGAUUGACCAUUCUGCUGAUCUGCGGGCUGAUAUACUUCUCUCUGUGGGGAAGCUACUUCUACUUCAAUGCCAAACUUCAUGACUCUGAUGGAGAAGAGGUUCCAGUGCGAGAAGCCAUUUACCACUUUUUCCGCUCACCGUGGUGGGCAGAUUUCAAGACUUCCUUGUACAACACAUGGCAGUUUGCCAAACACAAUGGUUGGAUGGCCACAUGGAACCUCAUCAUAGACUUGGGCGAUCCGUACGGGGAAACCAACGCAUUCCAGGUACUAAACUUAUCAUCCAGCGCCAACCAGACGGAAAUCAACACAACUUGUAGAAUGCUGAAGGUUAAGUUUCAUCCAGACAAAGUGAAAGAUCCGGCAGACAAACAAGCAGCGCAGGAAAAGUUUUACGAAGUCCAACAAGCUUGCGAGACGCUGUCCAAGAGUGAGGCGAGACGCAAGCGUCGCAAUAAGAAGUCUGAACUGUAUAUCUUAAGCCGGCUCCAGAUUUGUGCCAUUCGCCAAGCACCGAACAGCGACUUGAAUCGCAAACGAUUGACUAUUCUGCUGAUCUGCGGUCUGAUAUACUUCUCUCUGUGGGGAAGCUACUUCUACUUCAAUGCCAAACUUCAUGACUCUGAUGGAGAAGAGGUUCCAGUGCGAGAAGCCAUUUACCACUUUUUCCGCUCACCGUGGUGGGCAGAUUUCAAGACUUCCUUGUACAACACAUGGCAGUUUGCCAAACACAAUGGUUGGAUGGCCACAUGGAACCUCAUCAUAGACUUGGGCGAUCCGUACGGGGAAACCAACGCAUUCCAGGUACUAAACUUAUCAUCCAGCGCCAACCAGACGGAAAUCAACACAACUUGUAGAAUGCUGAAGGUUAAGUUUCAUCCAGACAAAGUGAAAGAUCCGGCAGACAAACAAGCAGCGCAGGAAAAGUUUUACGAAGUCCAACAAGCUUGCGAGACGCUGUCCAAGAGUGAGGCGAGACGCAAGCGUCGCAAUAAGAAGUCUGAACUGUGAACGACUUAAAAACACUUGUAACUAAAUCUAUUUUUAUACUAUUGAAUACUGUAUUUGAAAUUGACAUUUUGACAAUACAAACUGGAUUUGAUGUGAUGCUUAUAUCUAGGUUGUGAUUUGGUUUUUUUAGUUAAAUUUUACUCUUAGACAUUUUGUGUUUUGUUUUUGGCUUUGCUUUUAAUGUACUGUUUGCCGUCCGCUUAUGCAUCACUAUCAAAGCAGAUAGAUUUGUGUUUUUGUUUAAAUUGACUUUGUAUUAACCUAUGCAAAAUCAUUUGUUCUGUAUAUCUUAAAGAGAAUUUUACUGUUAACCCUACAUUCCAAAUCCAAAUACAAAGAUACAUUCCAGUUAUAAUAUAUUCUUUAUGAAACAGAAUUUGGUACAUGUUAUCAUGAUAAAAUGUAAAUGUUUCUAUUCACACUAAAUAAAUAGUUAGUUAAAAGUAUACUAAUUAGAAUUUAAAAAAUAGUUACAUCUUGUACAAAUUGAUUUGGUUAUCACUCUUUUAAUUGUACUUAACUUGCUCUUGAGUACAAUUCACAAUUUCUUUCCAAAACUAGUAACUAUAACAAGCACAAAGAAUAAUUAAGAAAU